Messenger RNA from Schistosoma margrebowiei, 1493 nucleotides. The record is from the annotation of a GenBank genome assembly. Lineage: Eukaryota; Metazoa; Platyhelminthes; Trematoda; Strigeidida; Schistosomatidae.
CCAUUUUUAACCACUUGAAACCGCUUGAAUUGUUGGCGCUAUACUGUAUUGCUACGUUACAUGUUCCUACUUUCAUUGGUGUAAUCGGUGUUUGUGGCUACACUACUGUAUUAUGAUUGACGACAUAGCUAAUAUUAUUCCUCAGUUAACACAUGGUCUUCAUAAAGGUCAAAUGGGAAGAAUCGCCGUAGUUGGAGGAUCAAAAGAAUAUACUGGAGCACCAUACUUUUCAGCUAUCAGUGCUUUGCAUUGUGGGGCUGAUUUAGUUCAUGUAGUAUGUUCUGCUUCUUCGUCUCCUGUUAUCAAGUCAUAUAGUCCCGAAUUGAUUGUUCAUCCUGUUCUGGAUGGAGUUCUAGCAGAAGCGACCAAAUGUAUGGACAGAGUUCAUGCAAUUACAUUUGGACCUGGUCUGGGACUAACGGAAAACGUUGAAAAUACUACAAAACUGAUAGAUUAUUGCAAGCAUUCUAACAAGCCUAUUGUCAUUGAUGCUGAUGCUUUACAUAUCGUUACUCAAAAUCCAUCACUCGUAGAAGGUUAUGAUAAAACUAUUCUUACUCCAAACACUGUUGAGUUUUCAAGAUUAUAUUAUUCUGUGUUUUCGUCUCAACCAUAUGAUACCAAAGAUGCGACAAGAUCUCUUGCUGAAAAACUUGGUGUCACCAUUGUCCAUAAAGGUCCUACAGAUAUUAUAUCAAAUGGUCAAACAACUGUACAAUGUGUGGAUCAAGGAUCACCCCGCAGAUGCGGUGGACAGGGCGAUGUUCUAUCUGGUACAAUGUCAGUCUUCAACUACUGGUUUCACCAAUUUAAUGAUAACAAUCCGAAUCUACUGUUUGCAGCUACUAUUGGAGCUGCAUUCGCAGCUUGUUCUCUUACACGAAGAUGUUCACAAUUGGCAUACGCUAAAUACGGUCGUUCCAUGAUAACUACGCAGAUGUUGCCAGAAAUACAUAAUGCAUUCGAACAACUAUUCGCUAAAACACCAAUCUCAUGAAGCAAAAUAUCACGCUUUUCUGUAUUCUUAACAAACCUUAUUGAGUUGUUUUCAUCAAAUACGUAUUAACUUUGUACUGUAAUUGACUAACAAGUCCCACGGCAAUUCUGUUUAGUCCUGUAAAGGAUAUAACUUCUUGUAACUUUGCUACUGUCUUCCACAAAUUAUUGUUGUCAGUAAGUGGGAAUUAUGCCUACAUUCUAGUUUAAGUGUGACACUUUAACAAACGUAGUUAGAAUUAAGUCGCUUCUUGGUUGUGUAAUCCCAUCACCAACUUUUCGCUUUAAUAAUUACAGGCCAUCUUGUCCAACUGGUCCCCGAGACUUUAACCAUCCUUAAUCACAUUUCCGGUCGACUACUAUUCUGCCAAAAAAAAAUUGUAUUUACCUUUAAAAGUAUGCAAAUUUGUUUUCGAAUUUUUAUCAUAAAGUAAAUGAGUUGUAAAUACCACAAUAACUUAAGAAGCUCCUAAUGAUAAGAAAUUGAGGCUUCUGUU